AUGGCUGCUCAAAUUCCCAACGGUACUCGCCAAAUCUCAUUUUCUUCCUACUUAGUCACCCCCAAGGAACUGAACGAAGCUUUGAAGAAGAACCCGCCCACCAAGAUUUCCACCUCACCGCGAGUUAUCCCUCUAUGUGCUGCCUGGUUUAUGCCAAAUGAUCCAGAAGGACGUACGGGCAUUGAAUCAUUCCGUCAGUCUCGUAUUCCCCAGGCUCGCUUUUUCGAUAUCGAUGCGGUCAAAGAUAAUGAUUCACCCUACCCUCACAUGCUGCCGACCUGUGAGACAUUCGCCGAAGCAAUGAGUGAACUGGGUAUCCGUCGCGACGAUGAAGUGGUUGUUUACGAUACUGCAGAGCUGGGAAUUUUCAGUGCCCCUCGUGUGGGCUGGACCCUGCGUGUCUUCGGCCAUCCGAAUGUGCACCUACUUAACAAUUAUCGAUUGUGGAAUCGCGAGGGGCUACCAACUGAAAGUGGUGAUUUUGCCCCGGUCGAAAAAAGCAAGUAUCCUGUUCCGACAUAUGACUCCAAGCUGGUGAUCUCCUUCCGUGAGAUGAAGGAAUUGGCAUUGGAUUAUGGCAAGGAAGGCGCUGAAGAAGUUGAGAUUCUGGAUGCUCGCUCAUAUGGUCGUUGGGCUGGUACUGAUCCCGAGCCGCGCCCGGGCCUGUCAUCUGGCCACAUUCCUGGUUCUAAGAGCAUGUCGUUCCAGGAAUUAUUGGACCCGGAGACCAAGACAUAUCGCUCGCCUGAGGAACUGCGCAAGAUUUUUGAAGAGCGCCAAGUGGAUCCCACACGCUCAAUUAUCAGCUCAUGUGGAACUGGAGUUACUGCUACUAUUAUCGAGACUGCGCUGGCUGAAGCCAAAUAUGGUGAGCCCAACCUGCGCCGAGUCUACGAUGGUAGCUGGACCGAAUGGGCUCAACGAGUGAAGGAGUCAGAUGGUCUCAUCAAGAAGGUGAAGCAGUAA
This is a messenger RNA of Penicillium malachiteum, 966 nucleotides long. RefSeq names its product sulfurtransferase. The record is from RefSeq and is a predicted model, not a curated record. The coding region runs from base 1 to 966 and encodes 321 amino acids. Gene Ontology annotation, biological process: transsulfuration. The transcript is spliced from 2 exons. Gene Ontology annotation, molecular function: thiosulfate-cyanide sulfurtransferase activity. Gene Ontology annotation, cellular component: mitochondrion. NCBI's taxonomy places the organism in Eukaryota, Fungi, Ascomycota, Eurotiomycetes, Eurotiales, Aspergillaceae.